UUUGAAAGUUAUCAAAUACAUUACAACCACGAGGAUAUUCGCGAGAAAACUUCACCAGCAAACGUCCAACAUGGCGCUACCUCCCCGAUUGGGACAGCGAAUCCUUACGUCAGGAUAUCAACACGCGCCUCGUCCUUGCACGCACACAUCCACGUGCCGUUGGACAUUUGACAGCUUCGCUCUCAACCAGUCGCUUGCACUGGCCCACAAACGCACCUAGAACGGAACCCCGUACGCACACCACGGUCGUGAACGCGCGCACACACACACAAGCUCCGUACACGGGCGAGCAGCGAAAAAUACGUCCCCCGAGCCGAGAGGGAUUACAGAAUUGUGCCGUCGUGCAAAAGUUCCACGGUGGUUUGGCCAAGGGAUGUUGUGAAGGAUUGCUGCGUGUGUUGCAAACGCCCUAUUGCAAGUGUAGGCAGAAUUCUUCCCCCUUUACUUCUUCAACCGAGCAACUUGACACGGAGCGGAGACUGUGGUAGCUUUGUUCGUGAAAAAAGGAGUUUUGCUCCAAAGUGUGUUGCACGAGUGUUCCUGAAGAUCCUGUCUGUUCGUAUACCGUGAAUGUAUUAUCAACCAGCAAACGACAACCUCAACAAAUUCUGUGCCACUGCGGUCCCGUUCACUGAAUCAACAACCUCGCAGUAGCCAGUGUCACAGUGUCACAGAGUGUCCGGAUAGGUUAGAAAAGAGUCAUUCAAUUGCCGCUGCAAGGAUUGCUGGCACAGUUCUACGUACGGAGCUGUUCCUGUAAUAGAAUAUACCCUCCACCCCAAAUCCCACCAUUCCUCCUAUUGUGUCAAUUAGCUUCGUUUCCCAGCCAACGGGAUUCCGAGAGCCACUUCCGUGUGCGUUCGGCACGAUUAAAAAAAGGUGAAUGAGAAGCUCGUAAGAGAAAGAAGAAACCCAUCCACCUCCCCACGAAUGGUGUGUGCGUGCGUUCGACGGUAGACACAGUGCUUGGCGUAUGCCCGCGGGCCCAUACCGGCUGAUUGCGGGUAGCGAAAGAAGGGCGACUUCCAACAACAACCACAGCAUCAGCAGAGGCAAAUCCAUCCAGCAGCACCACACUCAGCGCUUGAUUCCGGUUCCGGGCAAGAGCGGGCUACUAUGUUCAAGAGCCGAAGCGAGGGCAAUGUUGUUUACAAGUGUACCGUACGGCUACUGGAAGAUCUCGAUGUCCUGGAGUGCGAAUUUCAGCCACACCAUAAGGGCUGUUUUCUCCUGGACUACGUCUGCGAGCAGCUGGAAAUCACCGAAAAGGAUUAUUUUGGGCUCCGAUUUGUCGACUCCGCCAAGCAGAGGCACUGGCUGGAUCUGGCAAAAACUAUAAUCAAGCAAGUCAAAGAUGUGGAUCCACUUGUGCUUUCGUUUCGUGUCAAAUUUUACCCAGCCGAUCCCCUACGGCUAACGAACAAUGGGAAGCUGAUGCUAUACCAGCAAUUAAAACGUGAUCUUCGGCAUGGUCGACUGUACUGUUCCGCCGGUGAGGCAGCAGCCCUGGGAGCGCUAAUAGUGCAAGACGAGCUCGGCGAUUACGAUGCGGAAACACACACCGGCGAGUACGUGUCGUCGCUCAAGAUCGCCCUGCGCCAGUCGGACCAGCUGGAGAAGAAGGCGAUGGAGCUGCACCAGAAGCGCGACCCGGGCCAGGAAGCGGUCGCCGUGUACGACGAGUUCGUCGGGAUCGCGCGCAGCCUCGAAACGUACGGGAUCGACCCGCAUCCGGUGAAGGAUCACCGCGGUACACAGCUUUAUCUGGGCAUUAACUUCUCCGGCAUCAGCACGUUUGCGGCGGGCCGCCGUACGCAACACUUCCGCUGGCCCGAGGUGCACAAGAUCAACUUCGAGGGCAAGAUGUUCAUCAUCCAUCUGGCGUACUCGGAGGAUCGGAGGGAAGUGAAAAAGCACACCGUAGGAUUCAAGUGUCCGUCGGGUGCGGCCUGCCGGUACGUGUGGCGAUGUUCCAUCGAGCAGAUGCUGUUCUUUACUCUUCCAACCAGCCAACACGCUUCCGUUGUUUCCGGGGGUGGAUUUUUCUCCUGGGGUACCAAAUUCCGCUACUCGGGCCGGACCGAGCGCGAGCUGAUGUCCGAGGCGCUGCAGGCGCUGCGCCAGCAGAAGCUCAACAACACCAGCCCGAGCAAGAGGAAAGCGCAGAGUGUUCCGGCAACACCGUCGAGCCCGCAGGGCGAUCUGGCAGAAAUCCGUAAGUCCCGAUAUAGUAGCCUUCCACGAUCGACCAUGUCGGAGCCGCUCGGUGGCUGCGGCGACCAUCUGGCCUCGUCCGUGUACUGCACCGACAAUCCACUGCCCACGCUCGAGACGGUCUCGGAGGAGGCGCGCAAAACGAACGGCGAAAGCAACGACCACCUGUCCGACUACUACUUCCGCGACUCGUUCGACCACUCGUCGUCCGAGUCCGGCUUCACGGCGGCGGCGAACAGUGCGGCGAACCCGCUCGGCGACCACCAUCACCAUCCGCACCAUCGCACGCACCAUCCGCACCAUCUGCACCAUCACCACCGGCAGGCGUACACGACGGACAACAUCCCGGCGCUGGCGAUGCACCACAGCGUCACCAACCAUGCGGCCAGCAUCAUCCAGCAGCAGAACGCCAGCAACAGUGCGAAGAAUGCGAAAAAGUUCUCGCUACUGCAAGCGUUCGUCCCGUCCUUCCUGUUCGUGGUGGUCGUGCUGAUCGUGUCCGCGAUCUACAUCCUCGAGACGGACACCGAGCUGUUCGCCCCGCUGCGUAACUGGCCGGAGAUGAUCUGCCUGCGCUACCAGUACUACCAGCCGCUAAAGGAGUUUCUGGCGAAAAAGUUCGGUGCCAUAUUUUGAUUCAUUCUGACCGGACGCACGGACGCUUCCACUUCGUGUGCCGGCGAUGGCGGGCGGACUGGUUGUGGCCGGACCGUGGACGGCUGGUCCAGCUACUACCAGCCGCCGGAGUACUUUCGGGAGCGCGAUACCGGGGGUAGCAGCAAUGAGACGCCCAUCUCACUCACACUUACCCUGCCCACGGCAAGGGCCAUGUAAGGUGCUGGAUUGUAGCAUUUAGGGGAGAGGGAGGGAGAGGAAGAAAUGCAAAAUUAGCUUAAAUAUGUUAAAACUGUUUAGUACUUUGUAUCAUAUUAACAGUAUUCGUUACCUCUAAAAAAACGACAAGAUCAAUCGAUCGUCAAUGUUUUAGUUGUCGUGCACCGCUUUGCCGCUUUUCUAUUGCGCAACAGGCACAGCCACAGUAUUCCGUUAACGGGGUAGAAGCUUUUUAAGGGGAUCAGGGGAGCUUUUUAGCUGCUUUGUAUUAUUAGCAAAUCGUCAAAGUAUUGCACCAAAAACAAAGGACGGUAUUAACAAAACAAAAAACAAUUCUAAAACAACAACAAAAAACAAUUGAAACUUGUCAACAACGAACCAACCGACUCCAGUCCGUCUCGUAUUACUCUCUUUGUCGCGUAACUUCUGUUACUACAGCUGCAGUAUUAGACUUUAGUAAGAGAGGAGAGUGCAGCCUCAGUUUUAACCAACCGCACGGCUAUAACUAAUGUGCAAUUGUAUUGUACCUUGUUAUCUUAUACCGCAGUAGUAUAAAGCAGCAGUAUUUGUUUGUCUUAGGGCAGAAGUUUUCUUUUUUAACAUACCGCAUGACACACUCUUUUUUUAUGUAUAGAAACUAUGUUAAAUUUUGUGCUACAACACACGCUUUUUGCCAAAAGAAGAAAGAAGAACAAACUGAAAGUAUUUAGCAAUGCAGCACGGUCAAACACAGUUGCAGCUUUAGCGUUUUCUGUAGUUGUUUUUCUUCAGCUUAGUACUGCGUUAAACAAGCGACGCACUCUCUACCUUUGAUCAAUCGUACCUCUAUGUUUCUGGGACCACCAUUCCUGUUGUUUGACGCGCGUGUAAAGCAGGACCGUUUUUGAUUUGUGACAACAAGCAUGGCUGAUUAAUGAGUUCAUCCCUGUAGAAAGAAUGGGAACGCAAAAACGAUAUAAACUAACAAAACUAACUUACCAUUUGUGUGGGACAAACUGAAGAAAAGGACUCGAAAUGGUAUUGCGAAACGAAGUAACAAUUUUAUCUAGCUUUUGCAAAGCUGUACGACAAACAAAAGAUGAUAGAUUCAUUAAGAAAGGCAAAUUGUAUUUGAAGAAAGCUAAGAGAUAACCAAAUAACAGGAAGACGAGCAAGAAAAUCGCCAAAUACUUAAACACGAAACAAAAUAGUAACCAUUACACUUAAAAAGAUAAAAAUACAAAACGUAGUAAAAAUGGUAAAAAAAAAUGGAUUAAAAGACAAGAUUAUAUAUGAUCUAUAAACCAUCACUUCGCUCAACUGAUCGCAGUGGGCUGAAAGUUACCUUCUCCUUAGUGAAGUGAAUUACUAGCAAUCGAAAGAACAUGAGACAGAGAUAAGGUUCGCUUAUGAUUGUAGAAAUAUAAAAGAGAAGAAUAUAAGAUUGAUAAAUUCAACUUUGCGAUAUGAUACUUCUAGAAAUGAAAAUAGCAUUGAAGAACAAUUGAUGCUUCUGGUAAAUUGGGAGUAAACAAACAAACAAGUAUUAGCCACACAACAAGUUGUGUAGAAAUGUAGGAUAGUUCAGAUAAUGAUGCUUCUGCAGCGAUUCUAAAUGGUACAGCAUGCAGCAUGUGCGAGAGAUAAGGAACGCAAAAACCCAAGAGGCCAAGAGGCGAUAAGAUAAGAUCUGUUUAAAUCUAACUAUUGCUAUUGCUUGGCAGAACGGCGAACGAUCUUGCAAUGGAAAUUAAUUAUUAGAACGGAAGAAACGGAACGAGCUCCUGCUUUAACGCUUUAUGUCUCCAUUUUUUGUGGUUUGGUUUGUAUUUCGCCUUUAUAGGCAAGCCAAAAGCUUUCCGGAAAAGGGCGUAACACAAACAAGGGGACACAAGCAGGAGCAAUAAAAACCCUUACUUAAAAAAGGGAAAAAACACGGUUUAAAAUUGGUAGUGUAAGGAAGAGAGAGAAAGAGAGAGAGAGAGAUACAAUUUGUUGAAGGAUAGCAUGAUCGAGUGUCGGGAUCUUGUAGCGAACUGCAUUUUAAUAAUAUACACAAGCUCACAAAAAGGACACACCACAGAAACACGAAAACAACAAAUUGCUUGCCUUAUUUGCUACAUCGCACACUCACACACACAAACAAAAGGGUGCGAUGCAUUGUCGAGCGAGAUGCCUCGCAACUCGAAUAGCUGCAGUUUUAAAAGCAAUUUCCGUAAACUCUUUAGCUAGGGUAAUUUGUGCGCGUAAUUAGCGAGACAAAGCCUCACUACCGAAAAUGGUAACGAAAAGAAAGAAUGCACUGCAGUGUGGCAAACUGAACAAGUAACAAGAAAGCGCAAUUUAUCAGCGAUACGUCCAUUACAUUUUCAAAUUGAACGAUGCGUGAAAGGAUGUCAGAAACGGUACGGCUCCAACGGCUUUUGAAACUCACCUGUAUGAUCAUUAGUUUACGUUUUAUAUUGAAAAAAUGGUUAUAGUUAUUUACUUGUUUAUAUAGCGAUUCGCUUGUUAUUUUAUCAUAAAUUACGGUAUUUGUUGCUUAGAAGAUCGAUUUUUGAACACGGAAACACGAUCACGAACAAAACUUAAAACCCAACCCCCAACUAGUGACAAUCAUUAUCGUUUCGUUUUGAACAUUUUUGCUUUUGAGUUGCUUUGAAAACACACCCCACAAGAUGCCACCGACUAGCUGGAUUUAUGCAAACCGUAGUAGUACUAGCAGCAGCAGCAGUAGUAGAACAUAUCAGAAUGGAGAAAAUAGACUUAGAAAAUAUUUAAAAGCUACAAAAAGGAAAACUAAACACAUACUGAUACAGCUAGCAACAUUGCGAUCUGCUUGAAGUGAUCACCGAGUUCCUAAACUCUCCCGGUUUGAUGCUUUAUAGAAAGGAAUGUGUAAUGCAACCACAACAUUAGUCAGGCUCUGUACGCUAGCCCGGGCAUAGUAAGCUGUCGCUUUUUUGAGUAUCAUGCUUUCUUGUUGGUUUCCAGUUGUUUUUUUAUAGCAUUAAUUUAGUGCACACGCUAGUCUUAUUCCAUCUUGCGUGUAACUUGCCGAUAAUAAUCCCGAAUAGAACCAUUCAGAGUCAUGUCUUAUUUCUAAAUCAUGAUCAUUUAGUAAUAUUUUCCCUACCAUAAGCUUUUUAUGGUAGAAUGAUUUCUUGCAACACAUCACAUAGAGAUCAUUUCCUGUAUACAUCCAUCAGGCCCAAUUGAUGGGUCACUGUAACGUGCAACGUGCUGCAAAGCAUACGGCCAAGCACAUCCAACACUAAGUACACAGGCUUUGGUGAAAGUAUAGUAUCACACUUUCCAACGAUUCCCAUGUUCCCUAUAGCGGUAAGCGAGGAUAGAAAUGAAUAGAACCGUUUACUGUGCUAGAGAGAGAGAAAGAUAGGAACGUUACGUGCGGAAGGGAAAUAAAACUUUUCACAAUUUGGAGGAAAACAAACUUUAAUAUGAACGCAUAAACAAAGUGCUCUGGAAACAGACGUAUAGUACAUUAGUAUCUAUUCCUUGGGCGUGUUCCUGGGUUAUUGGUUGGUGAAGAUGGUUGAGAAGGCCGUAGUGACAGCAGCAGCAACAGUAGAAGAAGCAGAAAAAGAAAAUGAAUGCAAAACUAGAAAACAAAACUUUAAAAUUUGAUUCUAAUAGGUUUUAAGACGAGACAAACAAACAUUACAUACAAAACGAAGCAAAAGAAAAAGGUAAGGUAAGGUGCAAGUGGAUGAAACCAAUUACAUGUAACCAAAACUGAUAGUAAUAAAAAUGAGAUAAUCUU
Anopheles merus is the source of this 6811-nucleotide messenger RNA. It is a transcript of the gene Frmd5, whose product is annotated as FERM domain-containing protein 5. Gene Ontology annotation, cellular component: cytoskeleton. Gene Ontology annotation, molecular function: cytoskeletal protein binding. Lineage: Eukaryota; Metazoa; Arthropoda; Insecta; Diptera; Culicidae. Bases 1117 to 2850 code for a protein of 577 amino acids. The transcript has 8 exons. The record is from RefSeq and is a predicted model, not a curated record.